Molecule: messenger RNA, 5197 nt
Organism: Clupea harengus (Atlantic herring)
Lineage: Eukaryota; Metazoa; Chordata; Actinopteri; Clupeiformes; Clupeidae
Gene: ift140
Product: intraflagellar transport 140 homolog (Chlamydomonas)
Exons: 30
Coding region: 445-4830 (1461 amino acids)
Biological process (GO): intraciliary retrograde transport
Cellular component (GO): axoneme; ciliary basal body; intraciliary transport particle A
Molecular function (GO): protein binding
Source: RefSeq, a predicted model, not a curated record
ACAUAGAGAUACUGACAUCCAUGCCUCCUUUUAAGUAGUGUAAGUACAGUACAUUGUUCGAGUCUAAAUGUGUCAACACUGAGAUGAAACAUCUCCAGGCGCAGUUAGCGAAUGCAACUGGUGGAAGAACUGGAACGUGUGUCCAGGAAGGUAGAGCUAUUUGAUAAAUCGUAAGGUCAACAUUGUUUCCAAACGCGUUAUUCAAGCCAAGUGUGGACGAAAAGCAACUCGGAUCAUAUUCGUAAACUUUCGUAACUCCGCCCUUCGUGCGAGCCUGGAUGACUCGGUUGUCUGGGUUACUGUAAACGACGCUUCAUAGUACAGCCGUGCGAAAACAACCUCAACAGUGUUUGCUACUAAACUAUCAAGAUACCGUGUCUAUUCAUAUGCAGGGUAUACUACGGACAGUUUUGUCAAAGCAACGGCUACGAAGGUUUUUCAGAGAUGGCAGUGUAUUUUGACCACCGGAUCGAGGCUCCGGAGAACAGUGGGACACCUUUCCUCAUAGCUUGGCACUCUACUCAACCCGUGCUCGCGGUAGGAUCCAUUAGUCCAGACACCGGAGGCAGCGUCGACGUCUACCAACAGCAUGGUGAGCAUGCAGAGCUGUGUAGAAUUGAGCGAAGCUGCAGCCCAACUGUGCUGCACUGGCAUCCCAGUAAGCCUGUGCUGUGUGUGGGAUGGGAGACUGGAGAGGUGGCGCUGCUCACACACCCCACAGGAGAAACUAUACCUCUGCCACAGAACACACACACUGCAUGCAUCACACUGCUGGAGUGGAGCCACAGUGGAGGAAGACUGGUCACAGGUGAUCAGGCUGGAGUGCUGGCUCUAUGGAAGGUAGAUGCCAGAGGCAGAUUUCAGGGGACUCAUGUUGUGAAGCAUGAGUAUGGCAAGCCUCUCACAUGCUGCAUCUACAGACCCACUGCUCCCACAGAAGAUGUGGCUCUGCUGGCCCGUGCAGCAGUCAGUGGUGAUGAGAAUGCUCUAGACAUGUUUAACUGGAAGAAGGCAGGGAAAGGACCUCCGCGACAGGACACACUUCAACUAUACUGCAGUACAGCUGAUGGCUCUGUUUACAGUGUUGAUGAACGUGGACGCAGUGUGUGCAUGCUAACAGUAGAGGGUGCCGUGCAAAAGCUGGUGUACGUAGAGCAGAAGACAGUGCUGGCUGUAGUCACAGACACCCUCAUGCUCGCACAGUUCAGUCUCAUGCCAGAUGGUGGCGCUCAUGAGCUAAGCAAGGUGAAGCUGAGUGGAAGGACUGGUCAGAAUAUGGACAUCUUGUGGACAGAGAGUGGCCUGCUGAUCACAGCUGCAGGGGAAGCCCUCAUCAGGCUAUGGGAUUUGGAGAAGGAUGAUAAUUAUAUUCUGUCUUUGGAGGAGAACUUGGGUUUUGAGAAAGGAGAACUGUUGAACUGUGUGUCGUACUGCCCAGCUAAAGAAAUCCUUGCUGCUGGGACCAGUAAGGGCCGCGUUGCUCUCUGGCGGAUGGUCACCGCGGCUAAUUCCAAAGGAGACUCGACAACUCAGUGGAAACUACAGACUCCUACAGAAGUGGAGGGGAACAUUCAUCAGCUGCAGUGGGGCUCCAGUCUGUGGUUGCUGGCAGUGUGCACUGGCACCUCAGUGCAAAUCCUGUCUGAGCAGCUCAUGUGUUCCCACUUCAGCCAGCAGGUGGCAGCAGUGCAGCUCACGCCCAACACCAUCAGUCUGGCGUAUUUCAGCACGGACACGUUCCUCACGCUCCGCACAGAUACACAUGUUCGGGCAGUGCAGGUUGCCAAGGACUGUGUAACUGUUUGGAAUGGGAAAUAUGUGAUGGUGUAUGAGCCUGCGGGACCAGCUCUACGCAACACAGGUUCGUUCCCGUGUGAGUCUCCAGCUCUGGCCAUUCAUGAGGAGAACAUCUACACAGUGGAGCCCAACCGGGUGCAGGUCCGCACUCCACAGGGUACAGUGAAGCAGUUGUUGACGUUCUCUGAAGCAGAGGGGAACCCAGUGUUGCUCAGUGUGUGCAAAUCCUACCUGGCUGUGGGCACAGACACGGCUCAUGUUAGAGUGUUCGACCUGACACGAAGGGAAGCAAAGCCAAUGUGUAAUGCUAAAGGUCUGAAGGAAUUGAUCCCUAACCUGGGAGCCUUGUGCUCAGUUAAAUGCAACGCAAGUGGAAACCAAGUUAGCCUCUUGGUCACUCAGGGGAAUGGCAGACCAGAUCACAAAGUGUAUUUCUAUGACGUGGAGAUGGACACGAUUACACAUUUUGACUUCUUCACUGGGAGGCCUCCCAGUGGCCUCUCCCAGACAGAGGAUAGUGAGAGGAAUCAGUGUGUGGAGGCUGACCUGAGCGGACGCUGCCCCAUCUCUCAGUUCUGGGAUGAAACUGAGCCACGUCUGUUUGUCUGUGAGGCUGCACCUGUGAACUCUGACCUCCACCAAGACAGCCAAUCACAAAAGGCUGAUUGUCUGGUAGUUACAUUCUUUGUGACACAGGAGCAUGGCCUCCUAUUGCAAGAAUCUGCCCCUAAACCAGCUGGUCUGCAAGCGCUACUUGCCCUGGAUGCACCCUACUACUACUACGCGUGUAAGCUCUUGUUUCGGAGGGGUGGGCUUUUCCUCCCUGUUCCUGGAGAGGGCUCUGUAGCGGAGGAGCCCAGCGCGGCCCCUCAGAUGGUGGUGCGCCGCGCCCUACGAGACUUCACCGGUCUGGAGAACUGUGACAAACCCACCAGAGACGCACUGCUCAACUUCAGCUUCUACCUCACCAUUUCAGACAUGGACGAGGCCUUCAAAGCUAUCAAACUCAUCAAAAGCGAGGCGGUGUGGGAGAGCAUGGCGCGGAUGUGUGUGAAAAGCCGGCGUCUGGACGUGGCGCGGGUGUGCCUGGGGAACAUGGGCAACGCCAGGGCGGCACGUGCUCUUAGAGAGGCAGAGAAGGAGCCCGAGCUGGAGGCCCAGGUGGCCAUGCUGGCAACACAGCUGGGCAUGCUGGAGGAGGCUGAGCGCCUGUACCGCUCCUGCGGGCGUUACGACCUGCUGAAUAAGUUCUACCAGGCGUGUGGGCAGUGGCAGCGCGCCAUAGAGAUGGCCGAGACCCACGACCGCGUGCACCUGCGCACCACCUACUACAGCUACGCCAAGCACCAGGAGGCCACGGGAGAGAACAUCGUCGCCAUCAGCUAUUAUGAGAAGUCUGACACUCACCGCGUCGAGGUUCCCAGAAUGCUCAUCGAAGACUCCCUUGCCCUGGAAAUCUACGUCAAUAAGAUGAAGGAUAAGAAUCUGUAUAAGUGGUGGGCCCAGUACCUGGAGAGCCAGUCGGAUAUGGAGUCUGCUCUGCGUUACUAUGAGCAAGCGCAGGACUUCCUGUCUCUCGUGCGAGUCCACUGUUACCUGGGGAACGUUCAGAAGGCAAGUGAGAUAGCCAAUGAGACGGGAAACAGAGCUGCCUCCUAUCACCUGGCCCGGCAGUAUGAGGGCCAGGAGGAUAUCGGCCAAUCGGUGCACUUCUACACACGAGCGCAGGCCUACAACAAUGCCAUUCGCUUAUGUAAGGAGAACAACCUUGAUGAACAGCUCCUAAACCUGGCACUGCUGAGCAAUCCUGAAGAUAUGAUGGAGGCCGCCUGCUACUAUGAGGACAAAAACUUACACAUGGACCGGGCAGUCAUGUUGUACCAUAAGGCAGGCCAUGUCUCGAAGGCUCUGGAGUUGGCCUUCUCCACAGAGCAGUUUGGAGCUCUGCAGUUGAUCGCAGAGGACCUGAAUGAGAACAGUGACCCCGCCCUGCUGGCUCGCUGCUCAGAUUUCUUCAUCAAACACUCACAGUACCUCAAGGCGGUGGAGCUACUGGUGGCUGCUAAGAAUUACCACGAGGCCCUGCAGGUGUGUUUGGACCAGAGCCUGACCGUGACGGAGGAGCUGGCUGAGAGAAUGACAGUGACGCGAGGCUCUGCCCACCUAUCAGAAGAGGAGCGAAAGGACCUGCUUGAGCGAAUCGCUGACUGCUGCAUGCGCCAGGGCAACUAUCACCUAGCAACCAAGAAGUACACCCAGGCUGGCAAUAAAAUGAAGGCAAUGCGCGCACUGUUGAAGUCUGGUGACACAGAGAAGAUUAUAUUUUUUGCUGGAGUGUCUCGUCAGAAGGAGAUCUACAUCAUGGCCGCCAACUACCUGCAGUCUCUGGACUGGCGGAAGGAUCCAGAAAUCAUGAAGAACAUAAUUGGCUUUUACACCAAAGGCAGAGCUCUUGACCUGCUGGCAGGUUUCUAUGAGGCCUGUGCACAGGUGGAGAUAGACGACUACCAGAACUAUGAGAAGGCAUUGGGUGCACUAACAGAGGCCUAUAAGUGUUUAUCGAAAGCGAAAGGUCGAAACGCAGAUGACCAGGACAGUAGAAAUGCUGAGCUCGCACACCGAAUCUCCUUGGUGAAGAAAUUCAUCCAAGCGCGCAGGCUGUAUGAGGAUGAGCCUGCGGAGGCGAUGCAUCUGUGUGAGACGCUGUUGCAAGAGCCGGAUCUGGACCCAGCCGUCAGAGUGGGUGAUGUCUACGGCUUUCUGGUGGAACAUCUCUGCCAACAGGGCAACUAUCAGCAGGCCGUCUCCAGGUUGGAGGAGCUGCGGCGCACCUUGCCGUCGGUGAACAUGGGGCUCUAUGUGAGCCAGAACAGCCUCACGGCCCUUCAGGAAGCCACGGGGCUCCAGCUGGCUCGUGGAGACAACCAGGACUCACACGCACACCACCUCGCUCACUCCACACGCCACGACAGCGGGGGAGAGGAUGAGGAGGAGGUGGUGGAGGAGGAAGAGGACGAGAAUCUGCCAGACUGAGAGACUGAGACCAUUUUUUUGUUUAGUUCCCUCUGUUGGUCAUUCAUUUAUUUGAUCAUACAAAAGCCUUGCAAUGAGACAUCCUCUCUUCACGGCUUCAUGCGCAAGCUGUGCAGUCAUGGUGUCAAUUCAUUGUAGUCUUCUUUUCACAAUUCUCUGUAAUGCUUUGCUUUAUAUGUAAAAUUCUCACAUAUUGUUGUAUAAGAAUGUGCUUGUAAUGACUGACAAGGCUCUGAGACAGAGUUGUGCCUCCGACUUAUUUUAUAUAUGUGUAUGUGUGGUUUCUACUGACAGUGCCAGCCUGCUGAGAGCUUUGAGCAGAGGCCUGUGUGUGUGUGUGUGUGUGUGUGUGUGUGUGUGUGUGUGU